Molecule: messenger RNA, 1263 nt
Organism: Lycium barbarum (goji berry)
Lineage: Eukaryota; Viridiplantae; Streptophyta; Magnoliopsida; Solanales; Solanaceae
Product: protein FAR1-RELATED SEQUENCE 5-like
Exons: 4
Coding region: 299-1078 (259 amino acids)
Source: RefSeq, a predicted model, not a curated record
UCAGUAGUUUCCAAGUAAUAUCAAAGAGUGCAAUGAAAUACUAAAAUUUCGAAAUUAAGUUUUGGAUUUUCAGAAUGAAUCCUAUUUGAUAAAGGUCAAGUAUUAAUCAAGAUGAUUAAAAUAUUCUCAGAUGGGGGUAUGUCAUGUUUGAUUCUGCCUUUCCCUUUUUCUUCCCCCAACCAAUGUAAUAGAUAGAGUAGCAGAAAGGAAAACCCUUUAAAAUAAGUUUGUAGCUUGGAGUGGUGUCGGCAAAAAUUUGGACAAGACACGUCCCCUUUCAGCCAGGCACACAUAUAGCAUGGAUGAAAAUAGUAAUGCAAUAGAUGAUGGGGAGAUGGUAGAGAGUUCAAGUGGAAAGGAGUUGGCCACAAAUGGUGUUGGAGCUGAAGGGCGGUUGAAUGUGGAACCUUGUGUGGUGGAUGAAAUCAAUAAUGCAACAGAUGAUGUGGGGAUGGUAGAGAGUUCAAGUAGAAAGGAGUUCACCACAAAUGGUGUUGAAGCUGAAGGGCGUUCGAAUAUGGAACCUUAUGUGGGUAUGGAAUUUGAAUCAGAAGAAGCUGCUAAAGCAUACUAUAGCACAUAUGCAACGCAUAUCGGGUUUAUCAUGCGAGUAGAUGCAUUUCGACGAUCUAUGCGUAAUGGAGAGUUGGUGUGGCGUCGGCUUGUGUGUAAUAAAGAGGGUUUCAGUAAAACUAGACAAAGUCAGAAUGGAAAUAGGAAGUGCAGAGCAAUUAGGGAAGGAUGUAAGGCGAUGAUAAUUGUGAAGAAAGAACAAUCUGGAAAAUGGGUUGUUGCUAAAUUAGUGAAGGAACACAAUCAUCCACUGGUUGUCAAACCUGUUAAUACCUGUAAAGGUGCAAUCUUUUGUCAAACACCGGAUGAUAAAGACGUCAAGAUCCGGGAAUUAACAGCAGAGCUACAGAAGGAGCGUAUAAGAUCUGCUGCUUUACAGGAGCAGCUAGAUAUGGUUUUGAAAGAUAUGGAGGAUCACUCAGAGCAACUGUCAAAGAACAUUAAUGACAUUGUUAAAAGUGUGAAAGAAUUAGAAUCAAGAAAAAAUGUCUCUCCAAAUGGCUGAUAGCUACUGUAGCCUUUUUUCCUUUCUCUUUGGAAAAUAGUAACAUAGGCCCGUAAAUUAUUCGAAAGUCUUAGUUAAACCUUGUGUACUGUUAAUCUGAAACAGAAUCCUUAUACUCCUGCUUUUUUGUUGUAAAAUUCCCUGUUUACUAUGAGUGAGGUGUCAUGUUCAAGGGCAUUUUCGCA